This is a messenger RNA of Coffea eugenioides, 1881 nucleotides long. Its product is annotated as F-box/kelch-repeat protein At3g61590. Gene Ontology annotation, molecular function: protein binding. The record is from RefSeq and is a predicted model, not a curated record. Bases 468 to 1682 code for a protein of 404 amino acids. The transcript has 2 exons. NCBI's taxonomy places the organism in Eukaryota, Viridiplantae, Streptophyta, Magnoliopsida, Gentianales, Rubiaceae.
UCCUCCCCUUCCUUCUUCUCUUGCCUGUCGUUUCUUCCUGGCAUCGAGAGAACGUCAAGCUAAAGAAACCCCCCCAAAAGCUAAAAAACAUAAAAGAAAAAAGAAAAAAAAAAGGGGGGAAGGAAACCACCCCUCCAAAUUACAAUUCAUCCACCCCACCUGUCACUCUCUUCUUCCUCUUCUUUUUCUUAGUUCUUAGCCUCUCCGUCUUUGUAACAUGCGCCUUAUUUAUUAGUAGUAGUAGUUUUAAGUCACCCAAUAAUCCCAUACCCAAAAGCCAAUUUUUUCCCCCUUCCCAUCAAGCAACAAUAACCCUGUUUCAACAAUCCAUUUUUAUAAAUUAUGUCCGUUUCCUUGGACAUUUUCUCUGCUAAAUCUUGCGGAUUCUGAGCAAUCUGGGAAAGGCCCUUUUGUUCACUGUUUCAGUGAAGAAGGGGUUUUUGUAAUAAAGGUUUGGGCAACUCUUCAUGGAAGGGGAAACAUCAUGGGUCAGUCACGGCCUCAACAACGUCCACCGAGGAUUCGAGUUUGAUGCAUUUUUUGAGGUCGCUGAUGAAGGCAAUAGGGAAGCAGCUUCUGUUUCUCUGGACCUGAUACUCCCCGAUGAUCUGUUAGAACGAAUAUUGUCCAACCUACCAAUUGCUAGCAUUUUCAGGGCAGGGUCCGUGUGUAGAAGGUGGCACGAGAUUGUAAGUUCAAGAAGGUUUAUAUGGAACUUGUCACACGUCCUGACACAAAAGCCUUGGUAUUUCAUGUUUACAAGCUCUGAUGAACCUGUUGGGUAUGCUUUUGAUCCUAUUCUUCGCAAGUGGUAUGGCAUUGAACUCCCAUACAUUGAGACAUCCAAUUGGUUUAUUGCUUCAUCAUGUGGCUUGGUUUGCUUCAUGGACAACGACAGUAGAAGUCAGUUAUAUGUUUGCAACCCUAUUAUGAAGGAAUGCAAGAAGCUUUUAGAGCCCCCAGGGCUGAAAUUCUCUGAUUAUAGUGCACUGGCUAUUUCUGUAAACCGGGUUUCUCACAAUUACAGUGUUUCGAUUGUCAAAUCCAAACAAGUGCCGGGAAACUUCUUCCAGUGGGAUCUCUCAGUCCACAUCUAUGAUUCAGAGACAAUGAUGUGGGCUACCCCAUUGACAGAGGUUUUGACUGGUUGGAGAGGUGGUGAUGAGAGUAUAAUUUGUGAUGGGAUUCUGUACUUCUUGAUAUACUCUACUGGGGGUGGUGCUUCUGAAAGUCGUCAUGGCUUAAUCACCUAUAACCUCUGUAGCCGAUCGUCUCAUGGUUUGUUAAUGAGGAGUUUCAUCCCAGCUCCAUGUUCUCUUACGUGUGGACGCCUCAUGAACAUUAAGGAAAAGUUGAUAAUGGUGGGUGGAAUCGGGAAACAAGAUCGAUCUGAUAUUAUUAAAGGGAUUGGAAUUUGGGCUCUUGAGGGAAAGGGUUGGCAUGAAAUUGCGCGUAUGCCACACAAGUUCUUUCAAGGUUUUGGUGAGUUUGAUGAUGUUUUUGCCAGCAGUGGUACGGAUGACCUCAUAUAUAUCCAGAGUUAUGGAGCCCCUGCUCUUCUUGUCUUUGAUGUGAACCAGAAACAAUGGAGAUGGGCACAGAAAUGCCCUGUGACGAAAAGGUUUCCGCUCCAGCUCUUUACUGGUUUUUGUUUUGAACCAAGGCUUGAAAUUGUGCCCUGAUUUUGUUAUCCUGAUAGGAAUUGCCUAGCUUCAAGGGCAAUCUUUUGUUCAUGUGCCAUUUAUAUUGGUUUUCCCUACUUUUUUUUGUUUCAAUCUAUGGGCAUUUCUCUAAAUUCUGCAGAUCUCUGUAUGCAGAAAUGUUUAUAGAUGCACGAGCGAGAGAGGCUGUUCACUGAAAUGGAAUUAUCCUUAUUCUUUA